Molecule: messenger RNA, 9650 nt
Organism: Myotis daubentonii (Daubenton's bat)
Lineage: Eukaryota; Metazoa; Chordata; Mammalia; Chiroptera; Vespertilionidae
Gene: VWA8
Product: von Willebrand factor A domain containing 8
Cellular component (GO): cytoplasm
Molecular function (GO): ATP hydrolysis activity; ATP binding
Source: RefSeq, a predicted model, not a curated record
UUCCUGUCCCCCUGCCGCGCCGGCCCACGCUGCCGCUCGGGACGCGGUUCGCCCGGAGCCCCAAACCUGCGCCCGCGACACCCCGGCCCCAUGCAGUCCCGGCUCCUGCUGCUCGGGACGCCCGGCAGCCCCGGCGGCGCGGCCGCUCGGCGCGUGCGGCUGCUCCUGCGGCAGGUGGUGCGCGGCCGGCCGGGCGGCGACGGGCGUCCGGAGGUCAGACUGCUGCACGCCGGGGCGGGGGCCGAUACAGGUGACACAGUUAGUAUUGGAAAUGUAUCUUACAAGUUGAAAACUCCUAAGAGCCCGGAACUUGUGCCACAGAACUACAUUUCAGACUCUCUGGCUCAGUCUGUAAUUCAGCAUCUAAGAUGGAUAAUGCAGAAGGAUCUUCUGGGGCAGGAUGUCUUUCUAAUAGGACCUCCUGGGCCUCUUCGACGCUCUGUUGCUAUGCAAUACCUGGAGCUGACCAAACGGGAAGUCGAAUACAUUGCCUUGUCAAGGGACACCACGGAAACUGAUCUCAAACAGCGUCGAGAGAUCCGUGCAGGCACGGCCUUUUACAUCGAUCAGUGUGCAGUUCGUGCAGCCACAGAAGGCAGAACUCUCGUUUUGGAAGGCUUGGAAAAGGCGGAGAGGAAUGUUUUGCCUGUUUUGAACAACUUGCUGGAAAACAGGGAGAUGCAGCUUGAAGAUGGACGCUUCCUAAUGUCUGCGGAGCGUUAUGACAAACUUCUCAAGGAUCAUACGAAAGCAGAACUGGAUGCGUGGAAGAUUGUUCGAGUUAGUGAAAAUUUCCGAGUGAUUGCUUUGGGCUUGCCAGUGCCUAGGUACUCUGGGAAUCCAUUAGACCCCCCUCUUCGUUCUCGAUUUCAAGCCAGAGAUAUUUAUUAUUUACCCUUCAAGGACCAACUUCAACUGUUAUAUUCUGUUGGAUCCAAUGUUUCUGCUGAAAAAGUUUCUCAGCUUUUGUCUUUUGCUACCACACUCUGUUCCCAAGAAUCUUCUACUCUAGGACUUCCAGAUUUUCCUUUAGAUAGUUUACCAGCUGCAGUUCAAAUCCUGAAUUCCUUUCCUAUGAUGUCAAUCAAACAUGCAAUCCACUGGCUUUACCCGUACACUAUUUUACUAGGACAGGAAGGGAAGAUGGCUGUGGAAGAUGUUUUAAAACGCUUUGAACUCCAAGAUUCAAGAAGCUCUUUGCUUCCUGAAGAGAUUGUGAGAGUGGAAAGGAUGACUGAAAAUCACAUCUCCCAAGCUUCUGUUACUGUCCGGAUUGCAGGAAAAGAGGUGACCAUUAAGGUGCCAGCUGGGACUAGGCCAUUCAGUCAGCCUUUUGCAUCAGAACGUUUUAUACAGACUUUAAGCCAUAAACAACUACUGGCUGAAAUGAUGCAGUCUCACAUGGUUAAGGACAUAUGUUUAAUUGGAGGAAAAGGUUGUGGAAAAACAGUCAUCGCUAAGAACUUUGCAGAUACCUUAGGAUACAACAUAGAACCUAUCAUGCUCUAUCAGGAUAUGACAGCUCGUGAUCUACUACAGCAGAGAUACACUCUUCCCAAUGGAGACACCGCCUGGCGGUCCUCGCCCCUUGUGAAUGCUGCUCUGGAGGGAAAGCUGGUCCUGUUGGAUGGCAUUCAUCGGGUCAACGCAGGCACGCUCGCUGUGUUGCAAAGGUUGAUCCAUGAUCGAGAGCUAAGCCUCUAUGACGGUUCCAGGCUGCUGAGGGAAGACAGGUAUAUGCGUUUAAAGGAGGAGCUGCAAAUGUCUGAUGAGCAGCUACAGAAGAGAUCCAUUUUUCCUGUCCACCCGUCCUUCAGAAUCAUUGCCUUGGCAGAGCCCCCUGUUAUUGGAAGCACAACACAGCAGUGGCUGGGGCCAGAAUUCUUAACCAUGUUCUUUUUCCACUACAUGAAACCACUUGUCAAAAAUGAAGAAAUCCAAGUGAUUAAGGAAAUGGUACCAAAUAUUCCUCAGGAAGCUUUGGACAAAUUGUUAUCAUUUACACACAAACUCAGAGAGACACAGGAUCCAACGGCACAGUCAUUGGCAGCAUCACUUUCUACCAGACAGCUGUUGCGAAUUUCUCGUCGGCUGUCACAGUACCCUAAUGAAAAUCUUCACAGUGCUGUCACUAAAGCCUGCCUUUCCAGGUUUUUACCAAGCCUUGCAAGGUCAGCAUUAGAAAAAAAUCUGGCAGAUGCUUCAAUAGAAAUAAGUACUGAUGAUAAUCUAGAACCAGAACUGGAGGAUUACAAAUGUGAAAUAGCAUCUGGCUCUCUGAGAAUUGGCGCUAUUAGUACACCAAUCUAUAAUGCCCACGAGAAAAUGAAAGUGCCUGAUGUUCUGUUCUACGACAACAUUCAGCAUAUGAUAGUGAUGGAAGAUAUGCUCAAAGACUUUCUUCUUGGAGAACAUCUGUUAUUGGUUGGUAACCAGGGUGUAGGAAAAAACAAGAUUGUUGACAGAUUCCUUCAUCUGCUCAAUAGACCCCGAGAAUAUAUCCAGCUGCACAGGGACACCACGGUACAAAGCCUUACUCUUCAGCCUUCUGUUAAAGAUGGACUUAUUGUGUAUGAAGACUCACCUUUGGUUAAAGCAGUAAAGUUGGGUCAUGUUCUGGUAGUAGAUGAGGCUGACAAGGCCCCAACAAAUGUUACCUGUAUUUUAAAAACUCUAGUAGAAAAUGGAGAAAUGAUUCUAGCAGAUGGAAGACGCAUCGUUGCAAAUUCUGCUAAUGUCAAUGGAAGAGAAAAUGUUAUAGUGAUUCAUCCUGAUUUUAGGAUGAUUGUUCUGGCCAACAGACCUGGAUUUCCUUUCCUGGGCAAUGAUUUCUUCGGUACUUUAGGUGAUAUUUUUAGCUGCCAUGCAGUUGAUAAUCCCAAGCCCCACUCGGAGCUUGAGAUGCUCAGGCAAUAUGGACCAAAUGUGCCGGAGCCCGUCCUUCAAAAGCUCGUGGCUGCCUUUGGAGAGCUGAGGAGUUUAGCUGACCAGGGGAUUAUUAGCUACCCUUAUUCUACCAGAGAAGUUGUCAACAUAGUCAAGCACUUACAGAAAUUUCCCACCGAAGGUCUCUCCAGUGUGGUUAGGAACGUGUUUGACUUUGAUUCCUACAACACCGACAUGAGGGAGAUUUUAAUUAACACUUUGCACAAGUACGGGAUACCUAUUGGAGCAAAACCUACCAGUGUGCAGCUGGCGAAGGAGUUGCCUCUGCCAGAGCAGACAUUCAUGGGCUACUGGACCGUGGGCCAGUCAAGAGAUGGAAUGCAGAAACUGUUGUGUCCUGCAGAAACUCAUCAUAUAGACGUAAAGGGUCCAGCACUUAUAAACAUACAGGAGUAUCCAAUAGAAAGACAUGAAGGAAGAUCUCAAACCUUCACUGAAGAAUGUGCCUCCUGGAAGUUGCCAUUGGAUGAAAUUAACAUAAUCUGUGACAUCGCUACAUCACAUGAAAAUGAGGAAUAUACUCUGUAUGUAGUGACUUGCAAUCCUGUUUCCUUAUACUUCAUGAGUAUGACUGGGAAAAUUGGCUACUUUGUGGACUUUUUUGACAUCUUCCCACGAACCGCCAGUGGAGUUUGGCACCCGUUUGUGACAGUGGCACCCCUGGGAAACCCCCUCAAUGGUCAAGUGGUCCUCCAUGAGCAGCAGAGUAAUACCAUCUUAUUGUUGGAUACCAUUGGCCGAGCCGUUCGUCGUCUCAUCCUCCCUUCAGAAGAAGUUACAUCUAAGAAACCUUCCUGGUGGAACAAGGAAGAAGCUGAAACGUAUAAAAUGUGUAAAGAAUUUUCGCACAAAAACUGGCUAGUAUUCUACAAAGAAAAAGGGAGCAACUUGACUGUGCUGGAUGUGCUAGAAGGGCGAACUCAUACCAUCUCACUUCCCAUCGACCUCAAGACAGUUUUUCUUGUAGCAGAGGACAAAUGGCUUCUGGUGGAGAGCAAAACCAAUCAGAAAUACCUUUUAACUAAACCUGCACACAUCGAAUCUGAGGAUAGUGGGGUUUGCCAAUUGUAUGUAUUGAAGGAGGAGCCGCCCAGCACAGGGUUUGGAGUUACACCAGAAACAGAUUUCAGCAUACCUCAUAGAAUUUCAAGUGAGCAGCUAUCAUCUGAGAAUCUGAGUUCAGCUGUGGGACAAAAGAUAGCCUCUCCUAACCGAAUUCUCUCAGAUGAGAACAGUUAUGCUACAGCCAUUGUUGGUUUCCCAGAUCUCAUGUCUCCCAGUGAAGUUUAUUCUUGGAAAAGGCCAUCAUCUUUGCAUAAAUCAAGGGUCACUGAUACAGCGUUCUAUGGGGGGAAGAAGAAAAGUGGAACUCCAAAACAGAGCAAUUGUGUGACUCUUGUGGACACUAAUCAGAUAGUCCGGAUUUUGCCCCCAGGAGAAGUCCCUCUAAAAGAUAUCUACCCAAAAGAUGUUACCCCUCCACAUACAUCUGGUUAUAUAGAAGUCACUGAUCUUCAAUCAAAAAAACUCCGAUAUAUCCCUAUUCCCAGAUCAGAAUUUCUCUCCCCAUAUACCACAUGGAUAUCUACUAUUUCAGACACAGAUGCACUGCUAGCUGAGUGGGGCAGAGGUGGUGUUGUUACUGUUGAUAUGGGAGGUCAAAUCAGACUUUGGGAAACUGGACUUGAACAUCUGCAGCGCUCACUUAUGGAAUGGAGAAACAUGAUUGGACAAGAUGACAGACAUAUGCAGGUAACAAUCAACAGAGAUAGUGGUGAAGAUGUGAGUUCUCCCAAACAUGGGAAGGAAGACCCUGACAACAUGCCCCACGUGGGCGGCAAUACGUGGGCCGGCGGAACAGGGGGAAGAGACACUGCAGGUCUGGGUGGCAAAGGAGGUCCUUACCGGCUGGAUGCAGGCCACACAGUGUACCAGGUCUCUGAGGCCGAAAAGGACGCGGUUCCCGAGGAGGUGAAGAGAGCUGCGAGAGAGAUGGGCCAGAAAGCGUUUCGGCAGAGGCUGAAGGAGAUCCAAAUGAGUGAGUAUGAUGCCACAACUUACGAAAGGUUCUCAGGUGCUGUCCGAAGGCAGGUGCACUCCCUCCGGAUCAUCCUGGAUAAUUUACAGGCUAGAGGUAAAGAAAGACAGUGGCUCAGACACCAAGCUACUGGAGAACUCGAUGAUGCCAAGAUCAUUGAUGGGCUGACUGGAGAGAAAACCAUCUACAGACGCCGGGGUGAUCUGGAGCCACAAGUGGGAAGCCCCCAACAGAAACCCAAGCGUCUGCGCCUGGUGGUGGAUGUGUCUGGCAGCAUGUACCGCUUUAACGGCGUGGAUGGCCGGCUGGAGCGCUCCAUGGAGGCUGUGUGUAUGGUAAUGGAAGCCUUCGAGAACUAUGAAGAGAAGUUCAAGUAUGACAUCGCUGGACACUCUGGAGAUGGCUACAACAUUGAUCUGGUUCCACUGAACAAAAUCCCCAAGGACAAUAAGCAAAGACUAGAAAUUCUGAAGACGAUGCAUGCCCAUGCUCAGUUCUGCAUGAGUGGGGACCACACUUUAGAGGGGACAAAGCAUGCCAUCCAGGAAAUUGUCAGAGAAGAAGCUGACGAGUACUUUGUCAUCGUCUUGAGUGAUGCGAACCUGUCCCGAUAUGGGAUACAUCCUGCCAAGUUUGCCCAAAUCCUGACAAGCAACCCUCAAGUUAAUGCUUUUGCCAUCUUUAUUGGAUCUUUAGGUGAUCAAGCAGCCAGGCUUCAGAGAACGUUGCCCGCUGGCCGGUCUUUCAUUGCCAUGGAUACCAAGGACAUCCCUCAGAUUUUACAGCAGAUCUUCACCUCUACCAUGUUGUCCAGUGUUUAAGAAGUGCCCUUUGUCACCCUAAGGCCUGGGAUUUGCAAUAAGAUGGGACUAAAGAGUACUCUGAAGAAAAGCAGGCACAGUAAAGAGAACCCAUGCAAUGACUGGAUAAUUCUGACAUCCCUGGCUCUUCCUACACAUGCCCAGUAACCAGAAUUCAGAAAUGUAUCCAGAGGGAGGCUUGUGCAUAGAAAUCUACAACCAUUGACAGGUUUACAAAUAAUUAGAGGAAGCAAGUUGAGCUGCAUUUUAUAAAAGGUGAGGGUGAAAGGAAGGCGGUUUGACAACCAUGGUGCUUAGUCCAUUUCCAAAAACCUGAGGGAUGGAGAAUACCUAGCUUUGCCUUAACACAUCAUCAUGUCACUUAAGAUAACAAAAGUGACCUCAUCGCGAAGCCCCGAUGCCACAUUCUGACACUGAGAUACAAGUCUGUACAAACCCACCCAACUGGUUCCUGCCCAAAAAUUAUUUUAUUGAUUUUUUACAGAGAGGAAGGGAGAGGGAUAGAAAGUUAGAAACAUCGAUGAAAGAGAAGCAUCAAUCAGCUGCCUCCUGCACACCCCCGACUGGGGAUGUGCCCGCAACCAAGGUACAUGCCCUUGACCGGAAUCGAACCUGGGACCCUUCAGUCCGCAGGCCGGCGCUCCAUCCAGUGAGCCAAACCAGCUAGGGCCCAAAAAUUAUUUUUAUUUUCUCCCCACUUUGUGUUGCCCAACAAUGAUGUGAUAGUAUUAAACCCACUGAAAAGUUCUUCUAACAGCAGCAUUUUAUAAAAGGUUGGAUUUUCUCAGUAAUUCCAUUUUCUUGGCCAAAACCAAAAGGAAUCAAAAGAUCCUUGGAUUGCUUCCUUUCCCACGUGACUUUUAAAAGGUUCUUGAAGUAAUAAAGAGCAAAUGCCCUACUCUCUGGGGGGCCGGGAGUGGAAGGAUAAGGAUGUCUGGCAUCGAGUUCCUUUUCUUCUUGUUCUUCUACUGCUUCUCAGAAGUUUCACACUACUCCCGCUUGGUUUCCAAAAUGCAGUGCUCAAAAUAACAAAUGCUUAUGUUUUUACUUAAAGUAAAAGCACGGCAGUAUGUUUGAACUGAAUGAUAACUGGAAAUUUCUUUAGCUGUUAAAAAAAAUAGCCUGUUCAAGCCUCAUUCUUUUUCUUUCAAAGUAUACCUUACUCCCACCCUGCCUUGGGCUGACCUUUAUUUAUCAAUAGGCUCAAUGUCAGUUAGUUUAAAAGCAGAUGCUUCAGCAGAACUCAGUAUCUCCAACCAUAUAAUAAAAAGUUCCUCUUCGCCACUGAUGGUGAAGUCAAACACUGGGCACCAGUGUGUGUGCCUUCUUUCAAGUGGGAAAACUAGCCUUGCUAAUAAUGUCGCUGAAUUCACCCACAUAUAGUAGUGACAUUGUACAGAUUCGUUUCAUUGUCAUUAACUAGAGGAAAUGUGAAAAGAUAACACCCAUUUGUUCCACCACCCCAUCUCCCUAUCAGCUGUCAAAGAAAUAAAGCAAUCGGAUUUCCAAUACACUCUUGCCAAUGAGUUUGCAAGGCAUGUCUUGUUUUCCUAACCAGAGCCUGCCCUGUGUGUUGAAUCAUCCAAUGAUGCAAACAGUUGCAAUGCAGUAAGUACCUUUAAAAAUGUGGUUACAGCCCAGCCAGUGUUGCUUAAUGGUUGAGCAUCAGCCCAUGCACCAAGAGGUCACUGAAUUCCCAGUCAGGGCACAUGCCAGGGCUGUGAGCUCAAUCUCCAACAGGGGGCGUGCAGGAGGCAGCCAGUAGAUGUUGAUGUUUCCUUCUCAUGGAUGUUUCACUCUCUCUUCCCUUCCUCUCACUAAAAUGUCAAUUAAAAAAAAAAAAAACACAUAAAAAUAUAACCACAUUAACAACAAUAAGAGUAAGAACAACAGCAGCUAGCAUUUACUUUCUGGGCACCAGGUAUGUUAAGUGAUUGCAUAUGUUAUUUCAGUCAGUCCUCACAGCAAUGCAUGCAAAGUAAGUACUUUUUACCUCAUUUUAUAGAUAAGAAAACUGAGGCUCAGGAACUUGAGUCACUUCCCCAAGAUUCACAGUAGUAGACUAUUGACUAUUCAUUGCACUAAUAAAAUCCUCAAAGAAGGAAACUGAGGCUUAGAGAAGUUCAAGGACAUAGACCAUGCUCACUGUCAGGCGGGGCCGAGCCAGAGGGUGCUGGUCGCUCUCAUGCUUCUUUAUUCUCGCAAACCUAGACGUCAACUCUUGCGCCUUUUCUUCUUUCUCCCAGUGCACUUCUUCUUCUGGCCAAGUGACCACAUUUCACAGAGCUCCCUCCUCUCCUUGGUACUCAGAAACUGCCUGCACAUAUCCAGGCACUUUCGGGGGGGGGGGGGGGGCGGGGAGGGGCAGAAAGAGGGCAUGGGACACUGCUGGCAGCACUUCCAGCCACUCCUUCCUGGGCACCUCGGCAAAGGGAGGAUGUUCCCACCCAAGGGGCAGCCUAGCCCCCAGGGGCGCCCCUCUGCCAGAGGGUCACAGCCCCUGAAAGGCUUUAGAAAUCCAACCAAGAGCACCCGAUAGAACAGCCUUGUAACAAAUCUUCUACAUGUGCAAGAGUAAGCACAGCUUUUUUUUUUAACGUGGAAAGAAUGUUGGCAAGUAAUUUAAUUUACCUUUCCCCACUGGCCAGACAUCCUUUGCAAUUAUUAUUUUAAAACAAAGAAAAAACAACAACAGCAAAAACAAUAAUUCCGCGCUUUUCUGAUUUCUAAAAGGGAAGGAUGAUGGAAGAGGGGAGUGGAGAAUGAGAAGGUGAAGGCUUUUAUUUUCACUUCUUGCAAUACCUAAGAAGUGUGUGCCUUUAUUAUUAAAUGCACUUAAUUAUGGGCCACUCCAGGCUGUUCCCAGGCCCUUCUUAGGGCCAGGACGUUACAAUAAAUGCAUUGUGUGCCUCAGGGGGUUCCACUGAAAGGCGGCUAGCCCAGCCCUCUCUGUAGUGAGCCCCUGUAAUGCUGAGAAGGUUCAUUGUUACCCGUGAGCAGCCAGGAGGAAUGAAUGCGAUGAAUAGCGCGGUACAUGGUGUGUGCUGCCCCGAACCCUUUGUGUGCCCGGCAAAAUGACCUCGUUGCACGGGGCAGCCCAGGCACCGCCACAGAAGUGCAUCAGAGCGGGAGUACUUGAGCCCGUCACAGGUUUGGAAUGAAUCAUUUAAUUCUUUACACUUACACCCUUUCCUGUGAACUGUCAGAGGAGGAGAAAUCCAUCAAUUCCAGCAAGAGACUCUCUAACCAACUUCUGGGGCUUGGGAAGCCAUUUGGAAGUGGGGCUCUGUACAGCAUUGUCUGUGUUCCUGAAAGGCCAGCCCCAGAGGCUGCAGCCACUCCACCCGCCCCUGUGCCUGUCAGAUCAGCUGGAAUUCACUUUCUCAGAGCACAGAGCACAGGGUACGGACUAGGCACAGUGAUGGCGAACCUUUUGAGCUCGGCGUGUCACCAGUUUGAAAAACCCUAACUUAACUCUGGUGCCGUGUCACAUAUAGAAAUUUGCAACCAUAGUAAAACAAAGACUUAUAGUUUUGAUAUUUAUUUUAUAUAUUUAAAUGCCAUUUAACAAAGAAAAAUCAACCAAUAAAAUGAGUUCACGUGUCACCUCUGACACGUGUGUCAUAGGUUCGCCAUCACUGGACUAGGGCAACAAGAGCAAUAGUCACUUACUCAUUGCGUCCCCUUCUAAUUUGUUUCUAACAAUCGCAUUAUAAGAGAUAUUCCACAAAUUCUAAGCUGAUUUCUCCUGACUGGACAAAUUUUCCUGGAAUUGCAUCUCAGGAAUAGUUAAAUGUCUGCUUGUGCUUAGUAUAUUGUCCAUAGCUUUUUCAUCUUUUUAACAG